GCAGUGUGGCCUCACAGACAAGAGUUGUGCAGUAAUAUCAGCUGCUGCCAGAUCAACCUCCUGCAGUUUGAAGCGUCUUGUCCUCUCUGGCAAUAGAAUUCAUGACACAGGAGUUCAGCAUCUCUCAGAACUCCUCAAGGAUCCUCAAUGCAAACUGGAGACACUAGAAGUGACCAUUAAUGGUAGACAUCGUGUCUUGAGAAGGGAGAUUCCAGCAGCAGCAGCAGCAGCAGCAGCCUCCAGUAGCAGCUCCCACUCCUCAGAUGCUGCAGAGCUGCACCUCACACACAACACCCAGCAGCAUCCAGGAGCACAGCUGCUCUCUACUCACACUCCCACGGAGGAUGGCCCUGGUGAUGACACACAGAGGGGCUGUGAAUGCUGUGCUGAAGUUCCAGACACCAGCCACUGGGUCCUGGUGGAGCCUGAGGUCUCCACAGAGAAGAGCAUCUCAACCUACAGCCUGAGCUCUGCUGCAGGGAGCUAUGAGUGCUCAGAGUCCAGUCUGCGUUGGUCGUGUGGUGGUCCAGUCACCCUGCAGUAUCGCUUCAUGGACUGGUACAUGUUUACUGAAGAGCUGGCCCGUAUGCAGUGCAGUCCAGCUGGUCCUCUGAUGGACAUCAAGCUCACAUCAGGAGAGCUGGAGGAGAUCCACCUGCCUCAUUUCCUGUGUUUGGGGGGCGUCGAGGCCGCACACAAUGCUGUCAGACUACUGCAUGCACAGGACAGCGGAGUGUAUUUGGAAACGUGUACAGUGACCCAACACCAUGCCAGUCUUCUCCAGCCCUCCCUGUCUCUGCUGGGACCAGUGUACUACCUUCUGGAUCUGCUGUCUCCUAAAGUCCACUGUCAGCUGCUGCUGUUUUACCAACGCACCACUAUCCUGAAGCUUCGCACCUACCUAGUCCUCAACAACCAGGAACACAUCGAUGCCAUUCACAAGCAGGAGGAGAACUGGAAGGGGGAGAGGAUCAAGAGGAACAGCACAGUGGGUUCACCCCUCCGCCUGGGAGACACCUUCCAUGUGAUGACGUCAUGCCCAUCCAAAAUCGACCCAGGGGAGGUAAAGCUGGUUCCAGAUAAAGUUGGUUCCAUGGGCAACUUCUGUGUGGUUAGCUUCAACAUAAAGCAUCCAGAGGAGAGUUUUGAUGUGCAGGUCAAACGACCUCAACACGAGGAUCCCAUCUGGAAAAUCAGUGUGGAAAAGGAGGAUUACAGCCCACCCAGCACAAGCCCAAACCUGCACAGCACCAGUUCGAGCACCAAGACACAGACUGUGGACCUCUUCAGUACGUUUGAUGAGUUGCAAGAGAAGGAGCUGAAGCGGUUCAAGGCAUACCUGUCUUUGGAGAACAUGGAGGGCUUUGAGCGCAUUCCCAGAGGACAAUUGGAGAAGUGGGAUGCCACAGACCUGGCCACUAGGAUGACAGAGAGAUAUGAGAAAGAAGGGGCUGUCAGAAUGACUCUGACCAUCUUGAGGAAAAUGGAGCUCAACGACCUUGCCAACAGACUAGAGGAGUCUAUCACCUUGACAGGCCAAUGAGAGGAGCUUCAGGACACCGUGGAUGUAGCAGAUUUCCUCAACAGGAGCAGAAGAGAUCUCAGCCAGAGGGUGAC
This is a messenger RNA of Engraulis encrasicolus (European anchovy), 1617 nucleotides long. RefSeq names its product NACHT, LRR and PYD domains-containing protein 1 homolog. NCBI's taxonomy places the organism in Eukaryota, Metazoa, Chordata, Actinopteri, Clupeiformes, Engraulidae. The record is from RefSeq and is a predicted model, not a curated record. The transcript is spliced from 6 exons. The coding region runs from base 551 to 1543 and encodes 330 amino acids.